AGUGCAUACACAAAUUCGCCGCUGUGCAUUCACACUAGUAAUGCGAGAAAUGUCAAAUUAGAUACUAUUGUCUGCAUUGUUUAGUUUAUACUCUGUCACUUAGAUCUACUGGGACUCAAUCACAGUUCUUGCGCUUGUGCAAUAAUUUUACUCAUCGCCGGUGCCGAAAUUCAAAGUUUGCACAUCAGAUAGUUCGUGAUUGUUUAAUUUAAAAACUUUUGUUCAAUUAAGGAGUUUCAAUACAAUCCUAACAAUGACAAAUUACAAAGAACAGUAUAAAGAGUUAAAAAAACAGCUCAAGUAUUUGUUGUAUGAAAAUGAAUCAUUUCAAGAAGCUUUGAGAUCAACGCAAAGACAGCUUUUGAAAGUCAAUAGGGAUAAAAAUUUUUUGUUAGAUCGAAUAUUAAAUUUUGAACAAGUUUAUAUGUCUAUGAGUGAAAGUAAUAAUGACACUGAUUCAUCGGAAGAAGAAAGUGCAGAAAUAAGAAACUUGAAAAGGAAAAAACCAGACUAUCCAGAAACCAAUUCUUCCCCUUAUUAUGCUGUAGAACAAAAUAAAGUUAUGGCUUCAUGCAAAAGGAAAAAAACUGUGAACAAAUUAAUCAAACAAGAAGUAUUUUCACCAGAAGUCAACAAUGCACAUCCUGGAUCGUCUAUAUCUGAUGGACAUAUGACACCAGAAGAAGUUGAAAAGCAUUUAGAAUCUCGCCGCAGUUACCUAGAACUGGUGCCUGAAAAAGCUCCACCAACAGUUCCCAUUGAUAUGUUCAGUAAUGACAUCUCGCCAGGAAAAUUAUAAUGCAGAACUACUUUAGGCAACUCAAAAAAACUCUAGUUCAAAUAUUUUUAAUAACAGCAUCUUCUUUGAUAAUUUGUAUUCAAGUGCAACAAAACUCAUAUAAGAUGCAUCAGUGUUGAUGAGAGACAAUAUUUUUUAAGUGUAAAUAUGUUAUGUGUAAGUCUUGCAUCUAUAAAUAGAAUAUAUAAUGAUCGUGAAAAUGAUUAAAAACAAUUUAGUAUAA
Trichogramma pretiosum is the source of this 1022-nucleotide messenger RNA. RefSeq lists its product as uncharacterized. Gene Ontology annotation, biological process: chromatin remodeling. The transcript has 2 exons. The record is from RefSeq and is a predicted model, not a curated record. Lineage: Eukaryota; Metazoa; Arthropoda; Insecta; Hymenoptera; Trichogrammatidae. The coding region runs from base 254 to 799 and encodes 181 amino acids. Gene Ontology annotation, cellular component: Ino80 complex; nucleus.